This is a messenger RNA of Macadamia integrifolia, 1484 nucleotides long. RefSeq lists its product as uncharacterized. Lineage: Eukaryota; Viridiplantae; Streptophyta; Magnoliopsida; Proteales; Proteaceae. The coding region runs from base 284 to 1042 and encodes 252 amino acids. The transcript is spliced from 4 exons. The record is from RefSeq and is a predicted model, not a curated record.
GACCGAUUCGUAUCGGAAUCGGCAAUGACAGCUUCCGUCCCCAAUUCCUCGAUUUAAAACCCUGCCUCUUAAAGGAAGACUCUUGGUUUGAAGCUGAAACCACAGGCCUCAGCAGGCUUAGGCACUUAGCUCGCAAGUCGCAACAAGUGGGUUGGGCGCGUUCUUAUCCUUCUUCCCGCGGUUUAGUAUCGCCCUUCGUCUACUGCUCCGGCUGUGGCAAACUGUCGUUAACUUCUCAUCUGAAUCUAUCUUAUCUUUUUCAAAGGGAUCGAGGUUAGCAGGAAUGUUCUCUCUUCAUCCAACGCAACAGCUCAUUGCUGCCAGUCCCCCCUUGGGGGCCGUGAGAACAACUGCUUCACCUCCACAGAGACUCAAGUGGUGGCCGUUGCAAUGGAGGAUCUGUCCCCACAUGUUGAACGCUAGACCACAUGAAUACAAUCAAUUGCAGAAUACUAGGUCCUCUGUCUCAUGCACAAUAAACAUGACCGCAGGACAGUCAGAUGGGCCCAAGAAAAUGAAUCUGGACCAGGCAAUCGAGAAGGCAAGGAAGAUUUGGGGGAGUUUUCCCGAACCAGUCAGGAGAUUCCCUUGGAUUACAGCUUUGGAGAACUUUAUUCAGUUCAACCUUGACCUUGUUUAUGCAGUUGCAAAGUACUUAAGUAUACCCUUGCUGGCAGUUUCCACACUAAGCGAGAUGUCCUACUGUGCUCAUGAAAGGAAGAUGCGUCUUAUACCCAUUCCCAUACUUGCAGGGAUUGCCGUUGCUGGGGUUUUGAGAGAUACGGCAUUAGAAAUAUCUCCAAGUCUUAAGGGAGCUGAAUAUCCUUGGCAUCUUCUUGCCAUUGCAAUCUUCUUUACAUUGCUCAAACUCCCAGGGCCUUAUUAUCCAUACUGGGGGCGAGUAUUGAUUCCACACUUUGCAAAUGGUGGACUGUUCAGUGUUUUAUGGUUCGCUUUUUUGUGGUAUAGAAGGUCCCAAGGGGAAGAAACCUCGCAAGAGACUUCUCCAGAUGGCACUCAUUCUGAAGAGAAGAAGCUGUGAUGCUAUUUUGGACAAAACAUGGAGCCAGAAAGGAGGGAUACCUGCCAGUUGCGUUUUCUCUUCAACAUCUUUCAGCUUUGGCAUUGAAAGAGUGUCUUCUGGCACAUCAGAUACUGGGUGGCUUCAUUUGUUUCUCAAGCAGAGUAUGGUAUUAUCUCAUUGGCUUAAGGGAAAUCAUCAGUCCACUCCGGAACGCUCACUUAUAUAGCCAGUUUUACAACUCAUCCAAUUUUCAAUACUUCAUUCAGCCGAAGAAAUGGAGGGAGGCAAAGAGUCAGGUUAAGGUAGAGAUGCUGAGGAGGUAGCAUAGUUGAUAUUACUUUGUAUAUCAUUUUAUGCCAAUGAAUGCCUUUUUAGUUGAGUGAGAUAAUUUGGAUCGAGUUAAAUGGAAAACUAGAAAUGAUUUUGUAUCCAUGAAAGUUGAGUUGAUAGUUUUUCAUCA